Mytilus trossulus (common blue mussel) is the source of this 1407-nucleotide messenger RNA. Its product is annotated as mucin-2-like. The record is from RefSeq and is a predicted model, not a curated record. Lineage: Eukaryota; Metazoa; Mollusca; Bivalvia; Mytilida; Mytilidae. The annotation marks the transcript as partial. The transcript is spliced from 4 exons.
CCACCAUCUACUACUACACCAACAGUAUCAACAUCUACAACUACACCAUCAAUACCACCAUCUACAACUACACCAUCAAUACCACCAUCUACUACUACACCAACAGUAUCAACAUCUACAACUACACCAUCAAUACCACCAUCUACUACUACACCAUCAAUACCAGCAUCUACUACUACACCAUCAGUACCAACAUCUACUACUGCACCAUCAGUACCACCAUCUGCUACUACACCAACAGGAUCAACAUCUGCUACUACACCAACAGUACCAUCAUCUACUACUACACCAACAUACCACCAUCUUCUACUACACCAUCAGUACCACCAUCUGCUACAACACCAACAGGACCACCAUCUGCUACAACACCAACAGGACCAACUACCACCAUCUGCUACAACACCAACAGGACCACCAUCUGCUACAACACCAACAGGACCAACGUCUGCUACUACAACAUCAGCACCACCAUCGACUACUUCACCAUCAAUACCACCAUCUACUACUACACCAACAGUACCAACAUCUGCUACUACACCAACAGUACCAACAUCUGCUACUACACCAACAGUACCACCAUCUACUACUACACCAUCAGUACCACCAUCUGCUACAACACCAACAGGACCACCAUCUGCUACAACACCAACAGGACCAACGUCUGCUACUACAACAUCAGCACCACCAUCGACUACUUCACCAUCAAUACCAUCAUCUACUACAACACCAUCAGUACCACCAUCUACUACUACACCAUCAGUACCACCAUCUACUACUACACCAACAGGACCAACGUCUGCUACUACACCAUCAGUACCACCAUCUACCACUACACCAUCAGUAUCACCAUCUACUACAACACCAACAGGACCAACGUCUGCUACUACACCAUCAGUAUCACCAUCUACUACAACACCAAAAGGACCAACGUCUGCUACUACACCAUCAGUACCACCAUCUACUACUACACCAACAGAACCACCAUCUACGACUAAAACAUCAGUAUCACCAUCUAUUACUACAUCAACAGGACCAACGUCUGCUACUACACCAACAGGAUCGACGUCUGCUACUACACCAACAGGACCACCAUCUACUACCACACCAUCAAUACCACCAUCUACUACAACACCAUCAGGACCACCAUCUACUACAACACCAACAGUACCAACAGCUGCUUCAACACCAACAGGACCAACGUCUGCUAUUACAACAUCAGUAUCACCAUCUACUACAACACCAACAGGACCACCAUCAACUACUACACCAUCAAUACCACCAUCUGCUACUACACCAACAGGACCACCAUCUGCUACUACAACAUCAGUACCACCAUCUACUACUACACCAUCAAUACGACCAUCUGCUACUACACCAUCAUACCAACAUCUACUACUAAACCAUUAG